AUGAGAAAUGAAGCGCAAUGCGCUGUACUGAUUGCUCUGGAUAGCUUCUGGGCGAUUGAAGAGGCGGAAUUGGUAGGUGAGCAGCUUAACGAUUGCCGAAUUUGUGUUUCGCUGUAUCGAUUUUGGCCUUGUGGGAGUCACGGACAGACCCGUGAUCGAACGGUUUGGUGGAGAGAAGUUACCGAGCCCACGCUCAUUCGUGCAACCCCACCGAAACGGCAAGUGAGAGUAGUCGCCAACCCGGGUUGUGAAGCUGAAUGUUCCCGGUUGAGUGACAGACCGGACGUCGUGUACAUUCGUUCCUGGGACCACAAUAGUUCUGUGCACUUUCUGCUAUUGGCGACUGGGAACGUGACACCAUCGCUACUUGCCUUGCACUCGUCCAGUCCGACCGCGCAGGUGUCGAUCAAUUGGAAUUCUCUGGCUUCAAGCGCUUCGAAGGUGGAACAAGCCAUCCAUCUGGAGCAAGUAACGCAGUCCUAUGGUUUGGCGUUCCUCAGUUUUGUGGAUUUCAAUUUAACAACCAAAGACGGCUUGCGAUCUUCGCCCAGUUUUGACCGGUCUCCAGGUUCGUUCCGUCCACAUUAUUUCGACAAAGGCACUUGGCGUCUUACGAAAAGCCCAGUGGGGAAUAGCAAGCGGAUUUCGGCCAUUUACCAGGCUUCUUUGGCCUCUCAUGCCCACAAUGGUUCCGUACAGAUCAAGGUGCUUCUGCGGGAUGAUCUCAAGUCGCUGGAUUUGGAGGUCACACUGGAUAACUUCACGACUGAGUACGCCCAUGGACAAUUCGGGUUGGAGGUUGUUCUGUCUUCCAACAUGAGCGUUGUUCCCGGUGAUGACUAUCUUCUGACAGAGAAAGCCGUCGCGGGUUCUGGACAUGUACGGACGGUUUAUUUGGAUCGAAGGUCCGAUUCGGGUCCAUGGCCGGUCAACGAUAGGUCACAGCCUGCCGGUUUCUUUCGAUCCGCAUGCCAUGCAUCCGCAGUAUCUUGUGAAGCUACACUUGACGUUUGGCGUCACAGUUUGACCAAGUCUCAAAAUCGAUGUCUCAGACGAACCCUGUUGCGCUAUUUCUACGGAGAGCGGAUGCAUCAGCAAUACACUGGCCUUGACUCGAUGACAUUGGUAAGGGAGCGUUGGUCACGUGCGAACAAGACAUUGCCACCCAUCGGCCUACGAGUGCAACGAAUCACUUUUCACACGUCAUCCAGUCACGAGGUCUGGCGCGGAACGUUCGGGUUCACCACAGAACUUCCACAGGGUGCCACGUUGACAAAACGACCGGAUCCAGUGAGUAACCAAACCCGUAUGAUGAAUACGGAGCGAUGGAUUUCAACUUCUAGUGCAGUCCAUCGUUUAGAUUCGUCUUUGUUGAGCCAGUCUCUGCUGGUUCCAGCGGGUUUGACUGUUUCAGGGCUGCUCACUUUCGCCUUGCUUAUCGUCGUGAUUGCGACUGCAUAUCAACGAUUUCUGUGUGGAGAAAAGCUUGGGGCGUUCAUUCCACCGGGAACUAUCCUGGACAAUGUACUUGCAUCCAAGGUGUAAUUGUACACAGUGCAUUUUAGCGGACAUAUUCCCCAUCUGUGCACCAUUAGCCCUGCUUUUUCAACCCUCUUUCAUGUCUGUGAACAAACAUUCAUUCAUUCAGUCGCACGAUUUUAUCCACUGGUUUUGUGGGAUGUUUUACAUUUAUGACCUUUUUAGUCUUUUUUGAAGAUAUAACAAAAUAUAACCUUUAAG
Messenger RNA from Opisthorchis viverrini, 1740 nucleotides. RefSeq lists its product as hypothetical. Bases 1 to 1545 code for a protein of 514 amino acids. The record is from RefSeq and is a predicted model, not a curated record. Gene Ontology annotation, cellular component: lysosome. Lineage: Eukaryota; Metazoa; Platyhelminthes; Trematoda; Opisthorchiida; Opisthorchiidae. The transcript is spliced from 7 exons.